UGUUCCAGGGCUAGGGUAUUGUACAUGGCAGGGACAUGGAACUGAGCCAUCGUUAAUGCUAUUAGCUCCACCUGUGCUUUUACAGCUAUGCCAAGUCAAAAUGUCGGUUGUGAAAAAAGGUCUAAAGCCAUGAGUGUAAAUCAAAACUUUCACCAUGGAUUGUUUAUUUUCAAUUCAGUUGUGGAUAAGAAAACAGGUAGCCUGAAAGAGUAGACACAAUGUCUGAAUCUGUGGCUAAAGAUAAGCAGAAUGACAGCAGACACAAGGGAACCACUGACUGAAGAGGGAUAGUACAAGAGGAAGCAAAUACAGUGAGGUGUUUAGAUGAAGAGAUGCAGAUGACAGACUCUACUGCAGUUUGUGUGAAGCACCUCCAGCAUGUCAUCAAGGCAGCCCUGGCUCGAUUGCUCGCCACGAUGAGAACUGACUUCGCUCUGGUCCUGACAGCAGCCCUUCUUCUUGACACAUUCUGGAGGAAUAAUGGGGAGCAUGCUUCCAAGGGUCCAUGCCGACCUGGCUUCUCACAAAGCUUCUAUUCUGUGCUGAUUUCAAGGGAUGUACUGCAAGGCCAAGGCAUACUCAAAGAUACCACAGUGUCAUCACAAAAAGUGAAGUUCGAUGACUGCAUGGGGAAUGAGGCGGUGGCUUUCCAAAGCAGUGACCCCAGCUUCAGCGUGCGGACAGAUGGAUCCAUCUUUGCCCAGCGAGAGGGAGCCAGCCUAGACGAACCAGUCCAGUUUAAACUGACAGCAAGCGGUCCACACACACAUGUCUGGGAGACUGUGGUCCAACUGGCACUGAUUGACCUACCUUCACCACAACAAAAUGAAAAUGAGGUCACAAAGGAAGAGGGGAAAGUCGCUGAGAGAAAAGAGAAGAAGGAGGCGUUCCAAGCACCACCUCCUGUCAUCAUGUUCUCAGGGUCAGGCCUGAACAGCUCCAAGGGUCUACGGAGGCAGAAGAGGGACUGGGUGAUCCCACCAAUCAACGUGGCAGAAAAUUCUCGAGGACCAUUCCCUCAGAUGCUCGUCAGUAUUCGUUCAGACCAGGACCAGGACAUCUCGAUUCGAUACAGCAUCACUGGGGUGGGAGCAGAUCAGCCACCCAAUGAGGUGUUCAAUAUCGACCCCGUGGUGGGAAAGAUGUUCGUCACCAAACCUCUUGAUCGAGAACAUCGGUCUUCUUACCAUCUGCGAGCCCAUGCCGUGGACAUGAAUGGGAACCAAGUUGAGAACCCUAUUGAUCUGUACAUCUUCGUUAUCGACAUGAACGACAACAGACCUGAAUUCAAAAACCAGGUCUACAAUGGCUCAGUGGAUGAAGGGUCUAAACCAGGAACGUAUGUGAUGCACGUGUCAGCGUUCGAUGCCGACGACAACACUACAGCUAAUGGAAUGGUGCGCUAUCGGAUCCUGUCCCAGACACCGCACAGCCCUAUCCCUAACAUGUUUACCAUCAACAGUGAGAAUGGAGAUAUAGUGACGGUGGCACCUGGUCUUGAUCGAGAGAAAGUGUCCCAGUAUACCAUCAUCGUUCAGGCCACUGACAUGGAGGGCAACCUGAACUUUGGCCUUUCCAACACAGCCACUGCCAUCAUCACUGUCACGGACAUCAACGACAAUCCUCCAAUGCUGACCUCCAGAACUUUUUCUGGCGAGGUACCAGAGAACCGAGUGGAUGUUGUGGUGGCUAAUCUGACGGUGAUAGAUGCUGACCAACCACACUCCCCUAACUGGAACGCCAUCUACAGGAUCAUCAGUGGAGACCCAUCCGGGCACUUCACCAUCCGCACCGACCCUGUAAGCAACGAUGGCAUGGUGACUGUUGUGAAGCCAGUAGACUUUGAGAUGAACCGUGCCUUCAUGCUGACGGUGGUGGUGUCCAACCAGGCCCACCUAGCCAGUGGGAUCCAGUCUUCGCUUCAGUCCACAGCUGGAGUCACCAUAUCUGUCCAGGAUGUCAAUGAACCCCCUUAUUUCCCUACGAACCCAAAACACAUCCGCUUUGAAGAGGGUGUCCCUGCUGGUACCAGCCUGACAACCUUCUCAGCCUCAGAUCCCGACCGACUACAGAUGCAGCAGAUAAUCAGGUAUUCAAAGCUGAACGACCCUGCGGACUGGUUGUCCAUCAACAGAACCAAUGGUCAGAUAGUGACCACAGCGAUGCUCGACCGAGAGUCCAUCUACGUGAAAAACAACAUAUAUGAAGCCACAUUCCUGGCAACAGAUAAUGGCUCUCCUGCAGCCAGCGGCACAGGCACACUGCAGAUCUAUCUGAUAGAUAUUAAUGACAACCCCCCAGUGCUCAUACCUAGGGAGUCUCAGAUCUGUGAGCAGAUGAACAAGAACGCCAACGGUGUCAACAUCACUGCCGCUGAUGCCGACACAGACCCCAAUGCUGGGCCCUUUGUCUUCGAGCUGCCCAGCUUUCCCACCAGCAUCCGACGCAACUGGACGAUUUCUAGGAUCAGUGGCAACUACGCUCGUCUGGGUCUACGGUACCAGAUAUAUUUAGAGCCGGGGGUGUAUGAGGUCCCUGUAAUUGUGUCGGACUCAGGGAACCCUCCAUUGUCCAACAGGUCGGUCAUCAAAGUGAAGGUGUGUCCGUGCGAUCAAAACGGAGACUGCACCACCGUUGGGGCUGUGGCAGCCGCUGGUUUGGGAACUGGAGCCAUCAUCUCCAUCCUCAUCUGCAUCAUCAUAUUGCUCAGCAUGGUGCUGUUAUUUGUGGUGUGGAUCAAGCGCAGAGAGAAGGAGAGGCAGACCAAGCAGUUGCUUAUUGACCCCGAAGACGAUGUCAGAGACAACAUCCUCAAAUACGAUGAAGAGGGAGGAGGAGAGGAAGACCAGGACUAUGACCUGAGCCAGCUGCAGCAGCCUGACUCCUUGGAGCACAUCAUCAGCAAGCCGCCUGGUGUACGCAGGGUGGACGAACGUCCCAUCAUCCCAGAGUCCCAGUACCCAAUCAGACCUGUCGUGCCCCACCCUGGAGACAUAGGGGACUUCAUCCAUGAGGGUUUGCGAGCAGCAGACAACGACCCCACAGCCCCUCCGUAUGACUCCCUGCUGGUGUUUGACUACGAGGGCAGCGGCUCCACCGCUGGCUCUGUCAGCUCCCUCAACUCCUCCAGCACGGGGGACCAGGACUAUGACUACCUCAACGACUGGGGCCCCCGCUUCAAGAAGCUGGCUGACAUGUACGGAGGAGGGGAUGAUGAUUAAAUCUACCCAGUCACACAUGCACACACACACACCCUCGUCCCGUCAGCUGGCCUGCCAUGCUCUGUCCCUAUAACACAUGGGGCUGUUACACCCUUACUGAACACAAGUUAACAAUGACAUGUUCACACUGACCAACUGACUGACCAACCAACCAAUCAAAUUACCCACCACAGAGGACCGGUGCCAUGAGUCAGUUUUGGGUGCUCUUCUCAACCGUCUCCUGCUCUAAGCCCGUCUAAGACUGAAACAGAAGCUCUGAAUUGCAGGCUUCUCAUAAUUUGUAUUUUCAAACUCUUGCGCUUUUGUUUCAUUUUUCAGUUUUAUGCUAGAUGUAGGCUUAGGUUACUUUUGUCUGAUUUUGUUUUUCCUUUAGUUUGCGCAGCUUUUUUUGUCCUCACUCCCCUUCGAUUCGAGACGUUCCCUAUUCCUGAGGGUUUUCACUUUUCCCUCGCUGUAAGCCCCCGCCUGCCUCUCUGCAGAAGCUUUAGGUUUGAGCUGCUUGCUUUGUCUGAGGGGAACAAAAGGAGAGGGGUAAAAAAGAACAGAACAGAUAUGAUAUGAAAGUCCUUCCUGCAUGGAGGGCCCUGGUUUAUUCUUUCUUGAACUUGAAUUACUUAGAACAGAAGCACUGUUGUUUAAAAAGUGCCUUCAGUGGUGCGUAUUUUAGCAGACUCCCGCUAACUCAGGAUUGGUUGCCAUUUUCUGGGCUAACAUGCCCCCGUAUGACCCCUGACCCUUUAACUCAGACCUUCCCUUGUCAUUUCUAUUGUCCUGCAGGGUUGUGGUAGCUGCGGGAGAUGUCAGUGCUGGUUUCAGAGGAGCACUGGCUUAAGAGGGCGCUUUAUGUAGACAUACUGUACAUAGGCCUACAGUGUGUCUGUAAGUUAUGGACAAAUCAUUAACUUUUCAAGUCAGGCAUAUCUGUGCUCCUAGAUCACAGCCAACUUGAAUGUGAUUGGUGAAAUCACAAAAAUACAUUAUGGGACUGUCUUAGAGAAGAAAUGCAUUGCGUGUCUUUGUUUAUUGUGGCUUCAAUAGCAGCUGUGUUUGUUUUGAGCUCUCAGUAUUUGCACCUAAAGCUUGAUAAGGCUUGUUACUAAAAUUUAAAGGUCAAGUCAAGUGUGUUACCUCUAUAAUGUUACUGUAUAUGAAGUACAUAUGAGGGUUAUUUAAGGAGACUUUGCCUUUAAGAUCAUUUAAGGUUUGCAUGUUUAUCCCUACACCCAAAGGUAACUACCAUCGCCAGUUAUUGUGUGGUAAAUAUGUCAAAGAAAACUAUAUAAACUGUACAAACAUGAGGGUAAAGAAAAUACUAGAUGACUUCACAUAGCUCUGAUAGCAUUACAUAUAGAGUUCAGAGCUUGUGUGAGCCCCAUUCUGAGUCCCUUUCUCUUUUGGUUUUUGCUUUGUUUUGUUUUUGUUUUGUUUUUUUUCUUUUGUUGAUUCACUGUUGUUUCUUGACAAACUUUUGAUAUACAAACUUUGGUGCUGGUCCCUGUCACAGAAACUGGGAGAAUUGAGCCUCAGCCAGGGAUUUAGCGCCUUCACAAUCUGUCUCUCUUCAGGCAGCAUUUCAUUCAUCUGAAAUUUUCUCCUGAAAAAUUUUGGCUGCAACUUCAAGAGGUUUUGAAAAAAAAAAAAGGUAGAGAAAGGAAAAAGUCUGUCAUGAAGUUUUGCAUUUUAUCAAAGCAGACUUGCAAAACUAAAGCUUCAGUAAUAGAGCUUUAAAAGACAGACAUUUUAAAAGACAAUUUUGUUGUAACUUAAUGAAAAAGCAGGACUACCCAUGGGCUUUUGUAAUCGUAUUUCAGAAUAUACCCCAGCACUGCUUAUAGAGAGCUGAAAUAAAGAGUUUUAGUCUUUGUAUUAAAUUAUUUAAAUGUGCAAAACAUUCCACAGAGUAUCACGGGAGAUGCUGGUGAAUGAUAGAAAGAUUUAAUCAUUCCGUAUAUUCUGAGUGCCCAUUGAAACGCUCCUCAGUGGUAGCCGGCUUCAACUUGAUGUGGAUUGACCAGAUCCUCUUUUAAUUGUGAAUAUAAUUAAUGCCUGGAGGAAAUGUUCUUCAAGCAAUUUGAUGAAAAGGAUCCUCCACUCAUGCUCUUUUUUCUCCUGAUGCUUUUCAACUGUUCCUCACCUGCUCACAGUUCAUUUGAAUAGAUAUAAAUAAAUAAAAAAAAACAAUCUUUAGUUUUUAACAAUGGUAAUAGAAAAUGAGCCCGCUGUGAAAAAAAAGUAACUAUUCUUUUGGAGUAUACCUGUUAAUACAUAUUCAUCAUGCCAUAAAAAAAGAAAUAUGGAUGAGAGUGUGAUAUGACUAUAAACAAGGGAAGGAAGGUCAUAGUAUAAUUAACAAGGUUAACAGGGUAGGAAUCUCAUGAUUUAGAUUCAUAGAGAAAUGGGUGGAAAUUGCACCUUGCGGUGUAGAAACUGACAGCGGCGAUUUUCAGGACAGCUGUCAGCUUAGAGCUCAGUCAGAGUAGACAUGAGAAAAGGAGUGGUUUCCACAGCUUGCUGCUGGAUAAGCUCCUGUCUAUCCAGUUGCUCCUCAGCCUGCAGAAUAUCUUCACAAAAUAAACACAGCUGUUACUUUCUGCUAUUUGUGAUUAUUUCUGACACAUAAAUGUUGUAUAUACAGAACAUUUUUAUACAUUUGGUGACAUGAUUCAUCUGUUUCUGUGUGGUCUUUGCAUUUUCUCUCACUCCAGUUUUGUUUCAAAUUAAUAGUUGGCAAGGUAUAUUUCACCACAAAAAGCCAUGUGCAUUUAAGAGAAUCUGUAUGAUUCUAUAUGAGCUUACAGCCAUACUUGUGUCGCUGUUCAAUCUUCGCUUCCUCAUGGUGAAAAGGUUCCACUUCAAACCAACUUGUACAGUCUGUACUAGCACACACACUCACUCCUCUAGGCCUUACUGUAUAUACAUGAGUGUUCUGUAUUAUAUGAGCCCUUUCAGCAUUAUUCGAAUUCAGCUGCGGAGCUCCAACAUUAUUGAAGGCCAUCCAGCGUUCACAGAAUAAAGACAUGCUUCAUGAAAUGCUCGUGCUCUCUUGUCAGAUGUUCACAGCAGAGUGAGGGCCAAACAUAGCAGGAGGCA
Molecule: messenger RNA, 6311 nt
Organism: Thunnus maccoyii (southern bluefin tuna)
Lineage: Eukaryota; Metazoa; Chordata; Actinopteri; Scombriformes; Scombridae
Product: cadherin-4-like
Exons: 19
Coding region: 333-3221 (962 amino acids)
Biological process (GO): multicellular organism development; cell morphogenesis; adherens junction organization
Cellular component (GO): adherens junction; plasma membrane; catenin complex
Molecular function (GO): cadherin binding; calcium ion binding
Source: RefSeq, a predicted model, not a curated record